UUCACUAACUUCACAAAAAAAAAUGGAAAAUAAAAACAAAUGAAGUUAUCAGUUUAAUUGUAAGUUCGCAGUUCAUAAACGGAAGUGAUUUCUUCACUGAGAGAUAUUUUUCUUCACAUUGCCCGCGUAUAUUCGGUGAAGAACGAUAUGAAGCUUAAUUAAUACAGCCCAGUGGCCAUCUCGAGCAAUGAUGUAUCCAUUGUACAGCAGCGAUAUAAUCUAUCCAAAUGUCAGAGGAACGAGGUGGCGUUGAAGAACCAGUCGCGUGCGGUACCAGCAAGAUCGACAAAAAUGCAAACUCGCACCGCAAUUCAGUGCAUAACGCGAGUUUCGACGACGACAAUUCCAAAACCAAAAGCGAUGCGAACCCAAAACCGAACGUGGACGUCAAAACGAAGGCAGCUGUCGCUGAGCAACAGCUAGCUCUGUCCAAAUUGGACGAAUCGAAUGUUUCAGAAGCGGGCAGAUUUUCUUUGGCCGCUAUUUGCGCUUCCUCUUUGUGCGAACUAUUUGGUAACGAAUGGGACGCAGAUUUUUGUUCGAAAUGUAUCAAAUCUGUUACAGUCAGUUUGCAGCUGCCACAACGGGUGCAGCCGUUGAUGAACGAACUAAUCAAAGGAACCGCUUCUCAUUCUGUUGAGCCAUACGUCGAUCUUGUACGUGCUGAAGCGUUUUUCGAGAAAUCCGAAGACCUCGGCAACGUUAUCUUCAAUUUCAUUACAAUAGCCGUUCAAGAUGGAGUACGCAUCGGCGUCGGUUCAUACGACGCUCGAUGGAGAGUUUUACUGCGCCAUAUAUCUCAAAAACUUGAAAUUGAUGCCCAAAAAAUGGAAGAGUACGAAAGGAUGCUGAUUCAAUACUUGUUACAGAAAUACGAACAAUCUCAGGAAGAAAAAAAGGCAACGGCUAGUCGAAAACUAUCAGCCAAGGCGAAACGAUACGCAUGGAUUGGUUUAGCGGCCGUAGGAGGUGGAGCUCUGAUCGGAGUGACCGGUGGCAUUGCUGCGCCUCUGAUCGGAUCUGGCCUGACGAGCGUUUUAGGCUCGUCGGCGCUGUUCGCUGCAAUCGGAUCGACAACUGGAAUUGCCGUCGUAGGUUCGCUGUUCGGUGUUGCCGGUGGCGGAUUGACAGGAUAUAAAAUGCGCAAACGUGUUGGUGACAUCGAAGAAUUCGAAUUUCACAAACUCGAACCGCUUACUGAGGCCGGCAACGACAACACUGACGCCGAAGCUGUCACCAGUACCGAUUCUGAUACCGCUGAUAAAAGUAUAAACACGCUUAACGAGCUGCACAUCACGAUCGCCGUCUCCGGAUGGAUCAAGGAUAAAAACGACGAGAAUUACAUAAAAGCGUGGUCGCAUUUAUUCGUCAGUCGAGAACAGUACUACCUCAAGUACGAAAGCAAUUAUCUGCUGGAGUUGGGCAAAGCGAUGGAAUAUAUUUUUUCAUUCGUCGCCUCGUUCGCUACCCAAGAAGUUUUAAAAUUAACCGUAUUUUCUGGAUUGGUGACUGCGGUUACGUGGCCUGCUGGUUUACUGGGAUUGGCUUCGGUCAUCGAUAAUCCGUGGGGAGUAUGCCUACGCAGAUCAUCUCAAGUGGGCAAGCAAUUGGCCGAAGUGCUUUUGGCGCGAGAUCAAGGCCAUCGACCGGUCACUUUGGUUGGAUACAGUCUGGGAGCUCGUGUCAUAUUCUACUGUUUGCGGGAAAUGUCCGAGCGCAAAAAUUGCCAAGGCAUUGUUCAAGAUGUGAUAUUGAUCGGAGCUCCUUGUACCGCUCAACUCUCCGACUGGAGUAAAUUUCCCAAAGUGGUGGCUGGUCGAAUCAUCAACGGAUUCAAUCGCGGUGAUUGGUUGCUGAGAUUUUUAUACCGGACGUUGUCGAUGGCAGUAGACGGAGUUGCCGGCUUGCAAGCGAUCGAUUUAAAAGACCGUAGAAUGAUCAACAUCGAUUUGACUGAUAUGGUGACUCGCCAUAGUGAUUAUCCCGAACACAUGGACGCUAUUCUAUCGAAAAUAGGUAUCCCUCUAUCGUGUGCCAGCAGCAGCGACGACAUUUUAGUUACCAAUAACGAAUCACUGCAACCUUAGCAGUUGUCUUAUACACAAUUUCAUCUACUUAUCAACAUAUUAUAAAACUGUAUUUGUACCUGUACCUCUACCAUUAGGACGAUAACAAUAAAUAAUACAAUACUAAGUGUUUUAAGAUAAUAAAAAUGUAGGUACGUGAUACACGCACCCAAUACGCACUUUUGUACAUUUGCAUUGUAUUGUAUCUACUCACUCGUAUUUUGUAUGUACGACAGUAAUGCCAAAAUAUACGAGUCAAUUUUUAA
Planococcus citri (citrus mealybug) is the source of this 2332-nucleotide messenger RNA. Its product is annotated as transmembrane and coiled-coil domain-containing protein 4-like. The coding region runs from base 228 to 2087 and encodes 619 amino acids. Lineage: Eukaryota; Metazoa; Arthropoda; Insecta; Hemiptera; Pseudococcidae. The transcript has 11 exons. The record is from RefSeq and is a predicted model, not a curated record.